Messenger RNA from Astyanax mexicanus (Mexican tetra), 1515 nucleotides. RefSeq names its product E3 SUMO-protein ligase ZBED1. The record is from RefSeq and is a predicted model, not a curated record. Gene Ontology annotation, molecular function: protein dimerization activity. Bases 186 to 1064 code for a protein of 292 amino acids. The transcript has 2 exons. NCBI's taxonomy places the organism in Eukaryota, Metazoa, Chordata, Actinopteri, Characiformes, Acestrorhamphidae.
CAUCCCAGAAGAGAUUGGGAGUAAACCAGAUUUCUCGUCUUUUGGGCAAAGUCAGGAGAGUGGUCACCUUCUUUCAUAAGAGCACGACUGCAGCAGCUGUCUUAAAGGCCAAACAAGAGAUGCUCCAGCUUCCUCCUCACAAGCUGAUUCAAGAUGUCGCUACAAGGUAGAACUCCAGCUAUGACAUGCUUACACGCUACUUAGAGCAACAAGCUGCUGUUUAUUCUGCACUCACAGAAAAAGAUGUUAAAAAGAAUGCCAAAGAUCUCAUCACACUUUCUGAUCAAGAUGUGACUGUUCUGGAGGAUGUGGUUGAGGUUCUGAAGCCCAUGAAAACAAUCAUAACUCUAUUGAGCUUAGAACAGCAGCCCACUGUGUCUAUGAUCCUGCCACUCAAACACUCCAUUCUCACAGCGAUGAAACACAGUGGCACAGAUUCACAGAUUGUGAAGGAUGUUAAAUCGGCUAUAGCAACCAACAUUGGAGGGAGGUACUCAAAUCCCAGUCUUCAACAGUUUCUGAAUGAGAGCACUGCCUUGGACCCUCGGUUCAAAUCUUUACCUCAUCUGGAUGACCCCUCUCGGAAAGAGAUAUUCAACAAUCUGGCUGAGAAAAUCCUACAAAGGCAUCCCACACAGGACCCAGGACAAGGGACCAGCCAAAACCCCCCAGAGGACCCAGAAACUGCAGCAUCCAGUGAAGGCAGCCCCCCAGCAAAGAGAACCACACUCAGUGAACUGUUUGGUGACUUUUAUAGCACAGCCCCCACUACACCAACAACACCAAAAUUAUGGCCUGAUGUUGUCAAGGAGGAGAUUGAGCUAUACAGGAUGGCAAAAGUAAUUUCUGUGGAUGCAAAUCCACUGAAAUGGUGGAAAAACAAUGAGCAUCAGUAUCCAAAUUUGUCCAAGCUUUCCAAACAUUAUCUUGCUGUGCAAGCAACAAGUGUAGCAAGUGAGCGAGUGUUCUCCACGGCAGGGGCUAUUGUGACUGCUCAAAGAGCAGCCCUUUCUCCAGACAAUGUGGACAUUCUCAUCUUUUUAAAGAAAAACUUAAAAAUAUAAAACUAACAGUUGUUUUGUCCAGCCUCAAAUAUGUAAAUAGUUUUGGUACCUCAAGGAGCACCUUUCUCUCCAGAUAAAGGUAAUAAUAUAUCUUUGUUUUAAAAAAGACUUGACAGAAGAAUGUAAAAAAAAAAGACAGUUGUCAUUCUCAGGGACCGAAAAAGUCUUAUUUUUUUAUGUUCAACUGUUAUUAGGAUAGAGUUUAGUUUGUUAAUCUUCUAAUUGUUCUAUUAUUUUGAACAUGACUGUUCCUGUUUUUUUGUAAUAUUUAUUUUAUGUUGCACAUUGUUGUUUUAAUGCAAACAGUUGCUACCAAAAAAAGCCACUAGAUGGCAGCCAGUACCCUCUGUGACCCCUCAUGUUUAUUAUUAUUUGUUUGUUUUUGUUAUUUUGUACUUGACUGAGAACAAGAUUGUUACAUUUAUAUCUUAAUUAAAUUAUUUAAAUUUGA